CCUGGGCCCGCCCACGCCGGCGCCCGCGAGCCCCGGAGUGCGUGCUCCCCCCGCCCCGGCCAAAUCUGGGGGUUUCAGUCCUAGGCGCCGCCCAAGAGACCCUGGGCACGCGCUGGGCACAGCCGCCUCUCCGUCUCUGCCUGUCCGUCUUUGUGUCUGUGUCUGUCUGGCUGUCCCCACUCCAGAACUGAGCCUCCGGGACGCCCACAGCCCGAGACUCCCCUCCCCUUCCCAUGGCAGGCUACUUGCCCCCCAAAGGCUAUGCCCCUGCGCCCCCGCCCCCCUACCCGGUGACAGCUGGGUAUCCGGAGCCCGCACUGCAUCCUGGACCAGCGCAGGCCCCAGUGCCUGCCCAGGUGCCCGCCCCCGCGCCAGGCUUCGCUCUCUUCCCCUCGCCAGGCCCCGUGGGCCCGGGGUCUCCUGCUCCCUUCUUGCCUCUGCCAGGGGUGCCUUCUGGCCUCGAGUUCCUAGUGCAGGCCGACCAGAUCUUGAUCCAUCAGAAGGCCGAACGCGUGGAAACUCUCCUAGGCUGGGAGACCUGUAACAGGUAUGAGCUGCGCUCGGGGACCGGCCAGCAGCUGGCGCAGGCCGCUGAGGAGAGCAACUGCUGCGCCCGUCUGUGCUGCGGCGCCCGCCGGCCGCUGCGCGUCCGCCUGGCCGACCUGGGGGACCGCGAGGUGCUCCGCCUCCUCCGCCCGCUCCGCUGCGGCUGCUGUUCCUGUGGCCUGCAGGAGAUGGAGGUCCAGGCUCCGCCCGGCACCACCGUCGGCCACGUGCUGCAGACCUGGCACCCCUUCCUUCCCAAGUUCUCCAUCCUUGACGCCGACCGCCAGACGGUCCUUCGGGUGGUGGGGCCUUGCUGGACGUGUGGCUGCGGCACAGACACCAACUUCGAGGUGAAGACGAAGGACGAAUCCCGAAGUGUGGGCCGCAUCAGCAAGGAGUGGGGAGGGCUGCUCCGGGAGGCCCUCACGGACGCCGACGACUUCGGCCUCCAGUUCCCCGUAGACCUCGACGUGAGGGUGAAGGCUGUGCUGCUGGGAGCCACGUUCCUCAUUGACUACAUGUUCUUCGAGAAGCGAGGAGGCGCUGGACCCUCUGCCGUCACCAGUUAGAAGCCACCUCAGGACGAGGAGACCAUCACCUCAGCCAGAACUCAAGAUGGUCAUUGGCCCUGGCCGCCUGUCGCUCCCGAAGCAGCCCUUUCCUUGGUAUACACUACAGCGGAUGUCGGGUGGCUUGAAUUGUUGGGAGCCGCUGUGACCCGCCCCUCCCCCCCAGCCCUGCAGAAGAGCAUGUAUGAAAACCCUCCCACCCUGUUGGCCAUGGCCCAGCAGUCUCUAUGCACACAGGAAUACUAGCUUCUAAACUUUCUACCCACUCCUGGCCUUUCUCCACGGCCUCUGCCCAGGAAGAGGCCUUUGGAACCCAGGGCUUGUGGGUAAAAGGCAAGCAGCACCAAAGAUGGCAGACACGUUAGCCAGCCGAUUCCCUUAGCUUCAGUGUGCACCCUGAAGGCACCCUGCCUCCUCACUAAUAGCUGCAGAUGCUGGGCCCUUCUGGUGCUCUCUACAGCUCCCCUGUGCCUUCUUCAACCGUCAACCCCUUCCUUUCCCCGCUGGAGGAAGGAGACUGUGUCUUUGUAUGUUACUCAUAUAAACUCGGAGACUUUCUAAACUUCGGAAGGUGUAUGGGAUGGGAGAGGUUGGGGGUGGGGUCAAACAAAGGGGGGUAUCGCUGGGCUAUAGCCCCAAUAAGACAAUC
Molecule: messenger RNA, 1764 nt
Organism: Psammomys obesus (fat sand rat)
Lineage: Eukaryota; Metazoa; Chordata; Mammalia; Rodentia; Muridae
Gene: Plscr3
Product: phospholipid scramblase 3
Exons: 8
Coding region: 234-1115 (293 amino acids)
Biological process (GO): plasma membrane phospholipid scrambling
Cellular component (GO): plasma membrane
Molecular function (GO): phospholipid scramblase activity
Source: RefSeq, a predicted model, not a curated record